GAGUUUCUGAAACAGGUCUGGAAGAAUCAAAUUAGCUUUCUUAGGUAACGGUAUUAAAGAUCAAUCAAGAAAUUCCCAUCUUCACUCAUGUCUUCAUUGAUUCGAGGUUCUUAAUAAAGAUAAUCAAUGGCAUCAAAAGGUCUUGGUAAAGGACGGCAUAAGAAAGUUAAUAAAGGAACUGAUAAUCUUUCUGCAGGUCAAUAUACACCACCACCACCACCAGUUGUUACCACAACUCUUCAACAAGCUACUACAAAUAUUCUUCCUCCUCCAAGGGCAAAUAUUUCACUACCAAAUGCAUUUUUCAUGCCUCCACCGCCCCAUCAGUUCCAGCCCUGUUCUCCCCACAGUAGUCUACAUAGUAGCUCUUCAUCUGUACCUUCAAUAUCAUCCACACCUAGCCUUUCUGGAUUGAGAAUUAGAGGUGCUAUAACAUCAACGUGGCCAUCCAUUGAUAGUGCUACAACAUCUAAUGCUACAACAGCUGCUUCCCAAUUUUCAAAAUUUAAAGAGGUAGUAGAAUAUGACGGCAACGGCAGACUAAUUAUCGCCCCUGAUGGUGGUAAUAGGUAAGUAAACCUUAUGUUUUUCUGUAAUUUUUGAAAUUUUUGAAAGGU
Capsicum annuum is the source of this 617-nucleotide messenger RNA. RefSeq lists its product as uncharacterized. The record is from RefSeq and is a predicted model, not a curated record. NCBI's taxonomy places the organism in Eukaryota, Viridiplantae, Streptophyta, Magnoliopsida, Solanales, Solanaceae. The coding region runs from base 127 to 573 and encodes 148 amino acids. The transcript has 2 exons.